Syzygium oleosum is the source of this 2706-nucleotide messenger RNA. Its product is annotated as ABC transporter G family member STR-like. Bases 259 to 2706 code for a protein of 815 amino acids. Gene Ontology annotation, cellular component: membrane. NCBI's taxonomy places the organism in Eukaryota, Viridiplantae, Streptophyta, Magnoliopsida, Myrtales, Myrtaceae. The record is from RefSeq and is a predicted model, not a curated record. The transcript has 4 exons. Gene Ontology annotation, molecular function: ATP hydrolysis activity; ABC-type transporter activity; ATP binding.
CCAGCAACACUUUGGUGUUGCCGCCUUGAGUUCUCAUUGCAGCCUCUCGCCUUUGUCCUUCGCAAAGUCCCUUGAAUUCUUCUAUCAUUUUAACCGUCAAAUGUUGUCUCCAUUAGACAAACUUUAACCUGUCCUCAUUGGUAUAAUCAUUCCCCCACACUCGCUCAAAGUCUCACAACUUGCAGCCCCUUAAAAGACCUCUUCCCGCUAGCAGUGUCUUUGUGCAAGGGAGGCCCAGCAAUUCCUCCCACCACAACAAUGGCUAGGGACGCACAGAACGACACGAACCGGAGCCUCGAGACACUGCUGGACAUGGACAAGUCCGUGGCCAGGAGCAAGAGCACCGCGCCGCCCCUGAGGAAGAUGGUCCCGGGCCAUGGGCUCGAGUUCAGCGGCCUCUCCUACAGUAUCAUCAAGAAGCAGAAGAAGGACGAUGUGUCCGUCAUGAAAGAGGCGUACCUCCUCAACGACAUCUCGGGCCAGGCGAUGAGGGGCGAGGUCAUGGCGAUCAUUGGGCCCAGCGGGGCGGGGAAGUCCACGUUCCUUGACGCGUUGGCAGGGCGGAUCGCGCAGGGGAGCCUCCAAGGUUCAGUCAGGAUUGAAGGUAAACCGAUUACUACUAGCUACAUGAAGAUGAUCUCAUCCUAUGUGAUGCAAGAUGAUCAGCUCUUUCCGAUGUUGACCGUCUUCGAGACGUUCAUGUUCGCUGCUGAGGUCAGGCUUCCUCCUUCGAUCUCCAGGGCUGAGAAGCAGAAGCGCGUCUACGAUCUCCUCGAUCAGCUUGGCCUACAGAGCGCGACUCAUACAUAUAUCGGUGAUGAGGGAAGGAGAGGAGUGUCGGGAGGGGAGCGUCGAAGGGUUUCCAUAGGAAUCGACAUCAUCCAUAAGCCGUCGCUGCUGUUUCUCGAUGAGCCUACCUCCGGUUUGGACUCCACAAGCGCCUACAGCGUCGUUGAGAAGGUGAAGGACAUAGCUCGAAGCGGUAGCAUUGUGCUCAUGACCAUCCACCAGCCUUCCUAUAGGAUUCAAUUGCUCCUGGACCGCAUCACAGUCCUGGCAAGGGGAAGGUUGAUAUAUAUGGGGAAUCCUCUGGCGCUGCCUGAUCACCUUUCCGGAUUCGGAAGGCCAGUUCCCGAGGGCGAGAACAGCCUCGAGUACCUCCUAGAUGUGAUCAAGGAGUAUGACGAGUCGACCAUUGGCCUCGAUCCGCUUGUGCUGUAUCAAAGAGAUGGCAUCAAACCUACCCAAGAAGCUAGGACACCAGUCCGAAAGACACCAAAACGUCCCAAAACACCUAAGACUCCGCGGACUCCGCACGGACACACCCCCAGUUCAAAGCUCAAUCUCCGCUCUCAGACCUACACUCCUAAAGGACAGAAGACUCCUCGAUCCGACUCUGAUCAGUUUGACUACUACGACGACGACGACGACGACGAAUUCGACAACUCACUGGAGCGCAAAGUAGUGCAGACGCCAAUGCACAUGCAGAGCGGUGUGCACCCGAGAUUGGCGUCCCAUUUUUACAAGGACUUCUCCGUCUGGCUCUACAAUGGUGUGAAGGGGACGCCACGGCGCCCGCCAUCCUGGACACCUGCGAGGACUCCUGGGCGGACGCCUGGAGGUAAGACGCCGAUGUAUGGCCCACAGAGUCAAAUCUCAAGCCAGUACCCGACUCCUCAGCGUAACCCUCCUCGCCCCAAGACCCCGCUGGUCUUCAGCCCCGUGCCUGACCUAUCUUACGCUACUUCCUACGAGGAGUUUGAGAUGGAAGUCCUCGACGAGCCCGAUCAUGGUCAGAAAUUCGCGAAUCCAUGGCUGCGUGAGGUCACGGUCCUGUGUUGGCGCACUGCUCUUAAUGUGAUUCGCACGCCGGAGCUCUUCCUCUCGCGCGAGAUCGUCCUUGCUGUCAUGGCACUGAUCCUAUCCUCCCUCUUCAAGAACCUUCACCACAGCGACUUCAAAACCAUCAACCGCCUCCUCAAUUUCUACAUUUUCGCUGUCUGCCUGGUUUUCUUCUCCUCUAACGAUGCCGUCCCGACCUUCAUCCAAGAGCGGUUCAUCUUCAUUCGAGAGACGUCCCACAACGCAUACCGAGCUUCAUCCUACGUCAUCUCAUCUCUCAUCGUAUACCUCCCCUUCUUUGCCGUCCAGGGCUUCACAUUCGCAGUUAUCACUCGGUACAUUCUUGAACUUCGAAGCAGACUUUUCUACUUCUGGAUGAUCCUGUUCGCCUCCCUGAUCACUACCAAUGCUUACGUGAUGCUCGUGAGCGCGCUCGUCCCGAGCUACAUCACGGGAUAUGCUGUCGUCAUAGCAACCACAGCUCUCUUCUUCCUCACCUGUGGCUUCUUCUUAAAGAGACCACAAAUACCACCGUAUUGGAGGUGGCUCCAUUACAUCUCCGCCAUAAAGUAUCCAUUCGAGGCACUGCUAACAAAUGAAUUCAAAGGGGCUCACUGCUACACAGGCAAUGCAACAGAUCUCUCGCCAGGUCCGUUGGGAGAAAUCAAGCAUAGCAAACUGCAUCCGAAUAACGGUACUUCUGGCGGAAGUUGCCCUCUGGUGGGACAGGACGUUCUGUCCACCAUGGGCAUUGAUAUAACGAACAUCUGGUAUAACAUCGGUAUCCUGCUGGCGUGGGGAGUCCUUUACAGGCUCCUCUUCUAUGUGGUCCUGAGAUUCUAUUCCAAGAACGAGAGGAAGUGA